AUGGCUGAGCCACCUUCCUCCCCUGAUCCUGGGAUCUCCCAAUUUGUUGACGAGCCAUCCACACCGAGCCAGGUUCAUGAUGACCUAGCACUUGCUGCUGAGUCUCAACGUGAUGAUUCCAUUGCUCAGCCAUUACCCAAAACCGAGGUUGCGACAGUUAGGCUGGAGCUCAUCGAAAAGUUUGAACAAAUUCUGGCUAAGACAUCCUUGUCACAUGAAGGUAAGGUUAUCAAGCCUGAGAUGCCAAAUGAGGAUACAAGUGUCAAGUCCGAGAUGCCAGAUAUGGAUAUGGGUGUCAAAUCUGAGAUACCAAAUCAGGAUACGAGUAUCAAGCCUGAGAUAAAGGAAGAUCCAUUCGGCCAGCCUGUCGCCGACAACUCAUCGCCUGGUCCAGACAUGCAUGACCAGGUCAAGUUGGACCCUUUCACGCUUCCUGAAUCUGCAUUAGAGGCAUCGAGCUCUAUCCAAAGUAGGAUGAAUCAGUGGGCCAACAGCCCGUCUCCCAGCCAGCCUGUGCAGACCCAGUUCCGAAUCACUCGAUCUAUGACCAAGGCAAAGUCGUUGACCUCAACCCACAGAACUCUGAGGUUGCAUGAAUAUUCUCUUUCUGGCACCGGGCAGGCUCACACCCCUUUCGGCAUCAUUGAACCACUUGAAACAGCACAAGAAGAUUAUGGCAAUGAGAAAGCACGUUGUCCAACGUCUGGUGGGGCAUCUGAUCUCAGUGAUGUCGAGUUCACUUUGGCUCGUCCAGCGAGCUCCGCAGCAGGAUCAAGGAAGAGGCGCAGACCGAUCUUACCUGCGGACAAGGGGCUGCUCGGUGGCAAAAAGUGA
Messenger RNA from Penicillium subrubescens, 834 nucleotides. RefSeq lists its product as uncharacterized. The transcript has a single exon. The coding region runs from base 1 to 834 and encodes 277 amino acids. Lineage: Eukaryota; Fungi; Ascomycota; Eurotiomycetes; Eurotiales; Aspergillaceae. The record is from RefSeq and is a predicted model, not a curated record.